Hemiscyllium ocellatum (epaulette shark) is the source of this 564-nucleotide messenger RNA. Its product is annotated as ribosomal protein eL22-like 1. Gene Ontology annotation, biological process: cytoplasmic translation. The record is from RefSeq and is a predicted model, not a curated record. NCBI's taxonomy places the organism in Eukaryota, Metazoa, Chordata, Chondrichthyes, Orectolobiformes, Hemiscylliidae. The coding region runs from base 77 to 457 and encodes 126 amino acids. Gene Ontology annotation, molecular function: RNA binding; structural constituent of ribosome. Gene Ontology annotation, cellular component: ribosome. The transcript has 4 exons.
AUAAAGUAGGGUACGCGGGUGUUCGUCCUUUUCUAUUGUCGGCGGUGGCGGGUGUUGGAGUUGGAGAGGGGUUGGAAUGGCGCCGAAGAAGUCAUCUGUACACCUCAAGGCCAAGAAGAAGCCUGUUUGGAGAUUCACCCUCAACCUCUCUAACCCAGUAGAAGAUGGCAUCCUUGACUGCAGCAACUUUGAGCAGUUUCUGCGGGAGAAGGUGAAGGUUGGUGGGAAGACUGGAAACCUAGGCAACGUUGUCCAGAUUGAGAGCCUGAAAAACAAGAUUACUGUCACGUCGGCCAAAAGGUUUUCCAAAAGAUAUCUGAAGUACCUGACCAAAAAGUACUUGAAGAAGAACAACCUGCGAGACUGGCUGCGGGUUAUCGCUUCUGAUAAAGACAGCUACGAGCUCCGCUACUUCCAAAUCAGCCAAGAUGAAGAGGAGUCAGAAACGGAGGAUUGAACAGAAACCUGAGUUUGGAGACCAAGGACUCUUGUACAAAAAAAAGUUUUCAGAGUGCAUCUAUAUAAAAUGUUAUUAACUUAUUAAUAAAUCAUACUUUCACAGAA